Messenger RNA from Drosophila hydei, 3536 nucleotides. It is a transcript of the gene Asph, whose product is annotated as aspartyl/asparaginyl beta-hydroxylase. The transcript has 17 exons. Gene Ontology annotation, biological process: peptidyl-aspartic acid hydroxylation. The record is from RefSeq and is a predicted model, not a curated record. Gene Ontology annotation, molecular function: protein binding; peptidyl-aspartic acid 3-dioxygenase activity. Bases 205 to 3336 code for a protein of 1043 amino acids. Gene Ontology annotation, cellular component: endoplasmic reticulum. NCBI's taxonomy places the organism in Eukaryota, Metazoa, Arthropoda, Insecta, Diptera, Drosophilidae.
CUGCCAGAUUGGCUAAUCGUUCGGUUUAGUUACGUGCUGCGAUCGCAGUUGAGCUGUUCGCGUUCGCGUUCCGUUCCGACACCGACACCGACGAACAGAGAAAAUCGAGAAGAAGAAAAGCUGAGCAGAAAACAAUAUACAGUGGUGCUGAAAUCAAAUACGGCCUGCAAAUUGGCAUUUAACGAGCUUCAAGCCAACUGAGUUAUGUCGGGCGACGUACAGCCGCGAAAGCGCAAGGAUAAGCGCAAAAAACGUGAUGAUCGCAAAUCGGAGGGCGACGUCACUAUACUGCGCCAGUCCAGCUUUCAAGAUGACGACGACUCGUCUUCCCAUGGCGUGCAUAUCACAAAGAUGGGAAACGACGACGUGCAUUUGCACGUGCAGCAUCAACAUGGCACCGGCGGGCAUUGGUGCGCCAAGAUUAUAUUUUUCUCCCUAAUGGCCGUGCUGCUGGGUCUGGUCGGUCUGAUUAUUAUGGAAAAUCGUGGCAUGGAGGACUUGGAUACACCCUUGUCGGAGUCACGUUAUUCCAACUAUUUUGAUGGCUGGGUGGAGGAGCAUCGUGCGGAGGAGCACGAUGAACAUGAUGAGCCUCAUUCGCAUGAAGCGGCUCUAGAUGAACAUGAUGAUGAGCACGAUGAUGAAGUGGAGGAGCCGUAUGAACAGCAUUCAGGCGAGGAAGAGGAAGCAGAGCAGGAACAUGACGACGAAGAAGCGGAGGAGGAAGAAGAGGAAGAUAAUACUGCUGCGGAAAAUGUAACAGCUGAGGAUGAGGAAGAAAAAGAUGAGGAUGAUGAAAUAGAAGAGUCUGCUGAUAGAACUCAAUCCUUGGCCGAUGAUGCUGAAGAGGAGGAAGAGGAAGCGGAUGAGGAGGAGGAUGCAGACGAUGACAUUGAAGAGUCCAUUGAGCCAAUUGCAUCCAAGUCUAGAACUCAGAGUGCGCCCGAAACAGCUGAGGAAGAUGACGAUGAAGAGGAUAAUAUUGAGGAGGAAGAGGAAGAGGAGGAGGAGGAAGAGGAAGACGAAGAGGAGGAGCCGGCAGAAUCAAUUGAACCAACGAUUUCACAAUCUCAGGCUGCUGAUGAUGAUGAGGAUGAGCAAGAUAAUGAUGAGGAUGCUGCUGAGGAGGAAGAGCAAGAGCUGGAAGAGUCUGCAGAGCCAGCAGCACAAAGUGUUGCUGAUGAUGAUGAAGAUGAUGAACAGGAUGACAAUGAUGAAGAUGAAUUCGAAUCACUCGAUCAGGACGUAGAUAAUGAGGCUGAGCUGCUAAAGGCUAAACAGGCGAAGGAGAAGGCAGCUGAAGAGAACAUUGAAGCCAUGACGACCACAUCCUGGCUGGGCUCACUUGCCGUAAAAUUUGGCGUUGGCAUUGCACUUGCCCUUGUUUCACGCCUUGUAUUGAUACGGAAUAAUCCAAAUACAACCGAUGAGCAUCAGCCGACGCCGGAAACUCAUAUGAGACGCCGUUUGACAAUUGCCACAGCCGAGGAUCAUAUACCCGAUGAUGAUACGGAGGAGCUGCCGCCGCUUGAUGAUGAGGCAUAUUCCGAAGAGGAGAUCGAAAUCGAGGAGGAAAUCGAGGUGGAGAUAAGCGACAUAGAGGAGAGCGAUGAUAAUGUUGCCCUGACGGCCAGCUAUGUGCCGGAGACCUUCGAGCAGCUGAGUGCCAUGUUCCGGCCCAAAGCUGAGUCGAAGCCCAGCGAGUCGGCGUCAGACAAAGAGCCGGAGCCAGAGCCGCAGCCGGAGCCGGAGGGUGAACCAGAGCGAGAACCGGAAACAGAACCGGAAGCCGAGGCAACAGCUGCCACAGAUAUUUAUGUGGAAUACGAAGAUGGAGACAUUGAAGAUUACGAACACGACGAAAGCGAAGAUGAUGAUGAAUUGAUCAGCGACGAGGAGGAGGAUGAAAUCUCCGAUGUGGAUGAUGCUGACCUUAUGAGCCGCUUGGAGGCCAAAUAUGGCCGAUUGCCAGCCAAGGAAUAUGAAAGCGAUCCCGAUUCCGAUGAUCCGUCCUGGACACAAAUUAAACCUAAGGAACCAACUGGUGCCAAGUCUGUUGAGGACGAACUUUUCGAGCAGGAGCUGCGCCGAGCUCAAGCCGAAAUGAUCAAUGAGAACCAUGCGAAUGCUCUGCGCGCCUUUAACACGCUCACAAACACAUACGCACACAAGCCGUUGGCUCAUUUGCGACGAGCGCAAGCGCUGGAACGGAUCGCGGAGCUGCGCCGCAGCAAUCAAAUGCUUGUGGAUGCUAUUGAGUCCUAUAAACGUUAUUUGGCUUUCGAUGAAUCGAUAACAAGUAUCGAAUAUCGCACAGCUGGCGAACGUUGCAUAGAGCAUAUGCGUUUUCUGGGUCACACACAGCAGGCGGUUGACAUACACGAGCUGCUCAUCGAGCGUUAUCCGGAGGAGGUGCAGCUGCGCAAUCAACUAUCGCUUACCUAUCUAAUGUCCAAUAAUUUGUUCAAGCUACGGCAGGUGUCUCGUGAUACGCUUAAGCGCUGGCCACAGGAUCCCUUAGCACAGUUGCACUUCGGGCUGACGCUCAAGCAGCUCGAUAGCGACUAUGCCCAGGCAUUGCCCUACUUACAACGAGCCAUAGACUCUCAAGCGGCGGGCACUCAGGAGCCCUACUUCUAUCUGGCGCUGGGCGAGACGCUGCAGCGUCUAGGCAAACAGACUGAGGCCUUGCAGCUGUAUGAACGUGGCGUGAAGAGAGGUUACUUUGCCAGCGUCUAUCAGCGUUCGCUCUACAACGUACCUCGGCUGCGUGCACAACCCUUUUGGCAAAUUGUAGAUACGGAUCAAGUUGAAGAGCUGAAGCAGCUGCAGCGCAACUGGCGCUCCAUUCGCAACGAGGCGCUUGCGUUGCUCAAUGUGAAAGGCAACUUUCAGCUGGAGGCGGAGCAGCUGCGCGACACGGGCAACUGGCAGCAGUUCGAACUUUUUGCCCGCGGACAGCGUCUGCAGCGCAACUGCCAGCGCGCGCCCAUCACGUGUGCCCUGCUCGACAAAUUGCCAGCUGCUAGCGGCUGUCGUCGUGGCCAGAUCAAGUUCAGCGCCAUGCAGGCACAGACGCAUGUCUGGCCACACUGCGGACCCACCAAUUGCAGGCUGCGUGCCCAUCUCACGCUGGUGGCGCCGGAGCCACACUUAACCAGUCUUCGAGUGGCCGAACAAGAGCGCACCUGGCAUGAGGGCGAUUUGUUCAUCUUUGAUGACAGCUUCGAGCACGAGGUCUGGCACAAUGGAACGCAGCUACGUUUGGUGUUGAUCCUCGACCUUUGGCAUCCGGACUUAACUGUUGAGCAGCGACGCAGACUGACGCCCAUUUAACUCUUAACUCUUAUUAUCUAACUCUUGUUAAUAUUUCCAACCAAAAGCAUCCAAAGUCAACGCACUCAUUCUAGUUCUUUUGUUACAUACUUCACAUAGAUCUAUUUGUAUCUCUUAUCUGAUAAGUUUACUUUGUAUGAAUGCGCGUUUAGCUGUAAACACAAAACUGUGCCUAAGUCUCAAAUUUAAUGACUGCUUCG